Messenger RNA from Closterium sp. Naga37s-1, 319 nucleotides. Lineage: Eukaryota; Viridiplantae; Streptophyta; Zygnematophyceae; Desmidiales; Closteriaceae. The record is from the annotation of a GenBank genome assembly.
AGGGGCUCCACCGCGCAAAGGAAGAGAUAGGGUGCCAGCGGGCAGCCCUGCCGUACGCCCUUCCUGACCGCCACCGGUUCUCCCAGCCAACCAUUCAGCAACAGCCUCGUCGUCGAUCCAGCAUGGAGCCCUUCGCACCACUGUACGAACUUCCGCGGGAAACCCAUCCUCGCCAUCGUGCCGAAAAGGUAUUCCCGAGAGACCGAGUCGAAAGCCUUCUGGAAGUCCACCAGAAGCAAGUACCAAUCCGCGUCUUUGCACUUCGCCGCGUCAACGAUGUCCGCAACCAGCGAAACCCCGUCAGCCAGCCUUCUCCCUG